This is a messenger RNA of Zingiber officinale, 333 nucleotides long. RefSeq names its product MADS-box transcription factor 2-like. Gene Ontology annotation, biological process: regulation of DNA-templated transcription. The transcript has 4 exons. NCBI's taxonomy places the organism in Eukaryota, Viridiplantae, Streptophyta, Magnoliopsida, Zingiberales, Zingiberaceae. Gene Ontology annotation, molecular function: DNA-binding transcription factor activity. The record is from RefSeq and is a predicted model, not a curated record. The coding region runs from base 39 to 314 and encodes 91 amino acids. Gene Ontology annotation, cellular component: nucleus.
CGGGGACAAUGAUCGAGGUUUAGGAAAAAAAAAGUAGCAUGAGGUACCAGACGAACUCCGGCGAAAAGCUCUGGGAUGCCAAGCAUGAGAGUCUGAGCGUUGAAAUUGAGCGAGUUAAGAAAGAAAACGACAACAUGCAUAUUGAACUAAGGCAUCUUAAGGGUGAGGAUCUCAACUCCCUUUACCCAAAGGAAUUGAUUCCUAUUAAGGAGGCACUCCAGAUUGGGCUCACCAGCGUAAGGGAAAAGCAAGUGAGAAAUUUGUUUAAUGGUAUUUGCUUGUCAUUUCAAUUGAGAUUACCUUUGUGCUGUUGAAUUGAUUCUCAUUUCUUGC